Sitophilus oryzae (rice weevil) is the source of this 2173-nucleotide messenger RNA. Its product is annotated as sodium-coupled neutral amino acid transporter 9-like. The transcript is spliced from 12 exons. Gene Ontology annotation, molecular function: amino acid transmembrane transporter activity. Gene Ontology annotation, biological process: amino acid transmembrane transport. Bases 319 to 2106 code for a protein of 595 amino acids. NCBI's taxonomy places the organism in Eukaryota, Metazoa, Arthropoda, Insecta, Coleoptera, Curculionidae. The record is from RefSeq and is a predicted model, not a curated record.
AAAUUUAUUUAAAGAAUUUCUUCGUCUUAUCUCGUUGUUGUUCUUGACGCUUCCACUAUAAAUUUAUCUCCAGACCAAUGUUACUCAUUCAAUUUGGAUAUUGGUUCUCAAUUGUAUCUAAAAUAGGACACUAUAGUGAAUCCGAAACAGUGAUAACACGACGAAACCUAAAAAACUAACCUCGCGUGAUAAUGACCAAAAUAUGUGUGUUUAAAAACAGUGCUGUUAAAUUGAAGUGUUAUUUAACUUUAUUUGUGUCAAAAAAAUUGUUGUGAUAAAAAGUGUGUUCGUAGAUAGUUCAUUGGAUCGGUACUUAAAAUGAGAGAUCUUAUAAGAAAUUAUAAGAAAAUUUUAGCCGGAGGAAACAGAGAUUCCGAUUCAGAUGGCGAAUCUCAGCCUCUGGCUAGCUCCAGCUAUACUUCUUCCAGUAGUUUUGGGACAUUCUUUAGUCCACCCACACCAACAAGUGAUUCUGAUGAAGAUAAUGAAACAGUAGGAAAUACUACACAUAAAUCAGAUGGUCAGCAGGUUAACUCAAAAUUUGAUCGUUUGUACUCAAAAUCAGAAAUAGAAAAAUACACGAGUGAUAUAUUAGCCCAUAACUUCGAUAAUCCAGAUCUGAGCUUGUACACUGUUCAGGAAUACCUUUAUAAUAAGCCCAGUUAUGCAAAAGUGCCUAAUUACAUGAACGAUAGUAAGAAACUUCCAAAAAAGGACUUGAAUAACCUAAUUACCUCUAUUACAAGUGAACAUAUAACUUUUAUGGAUUAUAUUGAACCGAAAAAGCAUACCCACAACUCGUUGGUAACCAUAUUUGCAAUAUGGAAUACAACAAUGGGAUCUUCAUUGCUAGCCAUGUCGUGGGGAAUUCAAAUGGCAGGUUUACUUCCAAGUAUUAUAAUCAACAUUAUGGUGGCAGCUUUAUGUCUUUAUACUUGCUACAUGCUACUCUCAAUUAACGAAAGGCACGGUAUGCCGGGUAAAGACAUCGAGGUCCAUCACCUCUGUAAAGACUUGUUAGGCAGGUGGGCUGAAAUACUAGCCAAGAUUUUUUCUAUAGUUGUACUUCUAGGAGCGAACAUAGUUUACAUGAUACUUAUGUCUAAUUUUCUCUAUAAUUUCGUAUAUUUUCUUUACGGGUUUCUGGUUGAUCCGGAGAUCACGUCAACACCAAAAGCUGUUCUGUGUCCAAAGGAAAGUAACGUGACAUUUCAACUUAACGAUACGAACUUAACUGUGGUACCUGUACAAGUUGAAACUCUCUUUGAUAGAAUUUGGGACUUAAACAGUACCGUUCCCAUUUAUUUGUCUGUGAUAAUGUUUGGAGUUUUAAACUUUAAGUCGCCAACGUUUUUUACUAAAUUUAAUAGUUUAGGUACAAUUAGUGUAUUAUAUUUAAUUAUAUUUGUGGCUGUGAAGGCUUCUAAUUGGGGUAUCAACAUUCCUGACUGGACUUCGGAGUUAUAUUUAAAACCAACUUUUACCGCUCUAAGUGGAAUGUUGUCAUUGAGCUAUUUCAUUCAUAAUAUUAUUAUUUCCAUAAUGAGAAAUAAUAAAUGCCAGGAGAAUAACGGCAGAGACUUGACUAUAGCUUUUGGCUUGGUAACAUUUACAUACUUAUUUAUAGGAAUAUUGUUUUAUAUAAGCUUCCCGCUUGCAAAAUCCUGUAUAGAAGAUAAUAUUCUAAAUAACUUCAGCAAAAACGAUACAUUGACCAUAAUCGCAAGGAUAUUGCUCCUGUUCCAACUCUUUACAGUUUUUCCCCUGAUUUCCUUCAUGUUAAGGAAUGAUAUUUUAGGAAAUAUCAAUCAAAUAUUCAAGAAUUAUCGUUUUGGAGAUUUCACAUAUGGAAGAGUGAUGAUAUUGAACACCGUACUGUUGUUUAUAUGUGUAAUGUUUGCAUGCUUCCUUCCUAAAAUCGGAACCCUGAUUAGAUAUACUGGAGCACUGAGUGGAAUGGUUUAUAUCUUCAUGUUGCCGAAUCUACUUAAAUUAUCCAGUUUAAGGAAAUCAAGAGAACUGACAACGUGUAAAGCCUUCUGGCAUGUCUUAAUCAUUGUAGCUGGUACUCUAAACCUACUUUCGCAAUUCUUUAUUGACGACUAAUGUUAAUUUAUUCACCUUAAAAUUUAUGCUUAUAGCUUUAAACAAAAUAAAAUAAAAAUCCAGUAAA